Drosophila teissieri is the source of this 5936-nucleotide messenger RNA. It is a transcript of the gene fru, whose product is annotated as sex determination protein fruitless. Gene Ontology annotation, biological process: regulation of transcription by RNA polymerase II. Bases 23 to 2101 code for a protein of 692 amino acids. The transcript is spliced from 6 exons. NCBI's taxonomy places the organism in Eukaryota, Metazoa, Arthropoda, Insecta, Diptera, Drosophilidae. Gene Ontology annotation, molecular function: protein binding. The record is from RefSeq and is a predicted model, not a curated record. Gene Ontology annotation, cellular component: nucleus.
GUACAACACUGACCAAGGAGCGAUGGACCAGCAAUUCUGCUUGCGCUGGAACAAUCAUCCCACAAAUCUGACCGGCGUGCUCACCUCACUGCUGCAGCGGGAGGCGCUAUGCGACGUCACGCUCGCCUGCGAGGGCGAAACAGUCAAGGCUCACCAGACCAUCCUGUCAGCCUGCAGUCCGUACUUCGAGACGAUUUUCCUACAGAACCAGCAUCCACAUCCCAUCAUCUACUUGAAAGAUGUCAGAUACUCAGAGAUGCGAUCUCUGCUCGACUUCAUGUACAAGGGCGAGGUCAACGUGGGUCAGAGUUCGCUGCCCAUGUUUCUCAAGACGGCCGAGAGCCUGCAGGUGCGUGGUCUCACAGAUAACAACAAUCUGAACUACCGCUCCGAUUGCGACAAGCUGCGCGACUCGGCGGCCAGUUCGCCGACCGGACGUGGGCCGAGUAAUUACACCGGCGGCCUGGGCGGCGCUGGGGGCGUGGCCGAUGCGAUGCGCGACUCCCGCGACUCCCUGCGCUCCCGCUGCGAACGGGAUCUGCGCGACGAGCUGACGCAGCGCAGCAGCAGCAGCAUGAGCGAACGCAGCUCGGCGGCGGCAGCGGCGGCGGCGGCAGCAGCGGCGGUAGCGGCCGCCGGCGGCAAUGUGAAUGCGGCUGCCGUCGCCCUGGGCCUGACCACGCCCACCGGCGGCGAACGAUCUCCGAGCGUGGGCAGCGCCAGUGCAGCGGCGGCGGCUGCGGCGGGAGCGGCAGCGGUGGCAGCGGCCGCCAAUCGAAGUGCCAGCGCCGACGGAUGCAGCGAUCGGGGAAGCGAGCGCGGUACGCUCGAGCGGACGGAUAGUCGCGAUGAUCUAUUGCAGCUGGAUUACAGCAACAAGGAUAACAACAAUAGCAACAGCAGUAGUACCGGCAACAACAACAACAAUAAUAACAACAAUAGCAGCAGCAACAACAACAACAGCAGCAAUAGGGAGCGCAACAACAGCGGAGAACGUGAGCGGGAGCGGGAAAGAGAGCGUGAGCGUGAGCGAGACAGGGACAGGGAGCUGUCCACCACGCCGGUGGAGCAGCUGAGUAGUAGUAAGCGCAGACGUAAGAACUCAUCAUCCAACUGUGAUAACUCGCUGUCCUCGAGCCACCAGGACAGGCACUACCCGCAGGACUCUCAGGCCAACUUCAAGUCGAGUCCCGUGCCCAAAACGGGCGGCAGCACAUCGGAGUCGGAGGACGCCGGCGGUCGCCACGACUCGCCGCUCUCGAUGACCACCAGCGUCCACCUGGGCGGCGGUGGGGGCAAUGUGGGCGCGGCCAGUGCCCUGAGCGGUCUGAGCCAGUCGCUGAGCAUCAAGCAGGAGCUGAUGGACGCCCAGCAGCAGCAGCAGCAUCGGGAACACCACGUGGCCCUGCCGCCCGAUUACUUGCCGAGCGCCGCUCUAAAGCUGCACCCGGAGGAUAUGUCAACGCUGCUCACGCAGCAUGCUUUGCAAGCAGCAGAUGCUCGGGACGAGCACAACGACGCCAAGCAGCUGCAGCUGGACCAGACGGACAAUAUCGACGGCUCCAAGGCCUGGCACAUGCGGCUAACUUUCGAGCGCCUCUCGGGCGGCUGCAACCUGCACCGUUGCAAGCUGUGCGGCAAGGUCGUCACCCACAUCCGCAACCACUACCACGUCCACUUUCCGGGCCGCUUCGAGUGUCCGCUGUGCCGGGCCACCUACACGCGCAGCGACAACUUGCGCACCCACUGCAAGUUCAAGCAUCCCAUGUACAAUCCGGAUACGCGCAAGUUCGACAACCUAAUGUCCUCGUCGGCGGUGGGGGCGGCUGCCACGCCCACGGCCAGCCAGUUGGCGGUGGCCUCCCAAGCGGCGAUGGCAGCGGCAGCCGCGGCGGCCUUUAACGCAGCGCAACAGCAGCAGCAGCAACAGCAGCAGCAGCACCAACACCAGCAGCAGCAGCAACACCAGCAGUCGCAACAGCAGCAGCAGCAACAGCAGCAGCAGUCGCAGCAGCAACUCCAUGCCCUCGCGCAGCAGCAUAUGCUGCAACUGCAGCCGCAACACCACCAGCAGCAGCAGCACAAUGCCACAAGUGAAUGAUACAGUCAGUACCUGGGCUGGAACUACGGCGCCUGGCGUCCCGACGACCCCAACCUCAAGCAGCAGCCCCAUCGCAAGGCUCAGCCCUUCAACUUCUAUGCCCGCGACUAUUACUACCAGCAACAUCAGCAGCAGCAACAGCAGCAGCAGCAACAGCAGCAGCAGCCACCCAUCAGCAACGUUAGCAACAUUAGCAACGGCAACAUGCGGCAACAGCAGCAGCAACAUCGACGCCAGCAGCAACUUCCGCCUGCACAGACGAUCAUCAUCGAUGAGAGCGACAAUGAGCUGGAGGAGGAGCAGCAGAUGAGGCUGAGCUUUGAGCGGUACAUGGAGCAGCUGAAGCAGCUGGCGCCCUACGAUCCUCAAGAAACUUUGUGCAAUAGCAACACCAAUAACAUUAGCAACAGCAACAACAACAGCAAUAGCAAUAGCAACCGCAGCGGCGAGCCCACGAAUGCCAAUCAAAUGGAAGCUACUACAACUACUACUAAUAGUAAUAAUAUUAAUAACAAUAGCUAUGCUAACCACAGCACUAGGAACUACAGCAAAAGGCAGCAGGAGUAGCAGCAGCAGCAGCAGCAGCAGCAGUCGCAGCAACAGCAACCAAUUGAUACUCAAAGCAAAUGUAAUUUAGACGAGAAACGCGAAUAAGUUCUUAAAUGUUGAAUCGAUUUAAGGGUAAGCCAAAUUUGUUUGUCAAUUAUGUAGGCGUAGAUUGGAAAGGAGAGGAUGCAUUUCCGGCUGCGAGGAGGAAUCCAACGCUGAUCGGCUGAUCGUCUGAUCUGUGCAGGAAGCGACACAUUGUCCAGGUUUCAACUAGAUACGGAUGUUGCAGUCACCCACACGCACUUAUAUACAGUAUAGAGUAUACAGUAUGCAGUAUACAGUGUACAGUAUAGUAGGAGAAUUAUUCGCAAUGGAGUUUUAAUUGCAAAAGUCUUGUUCGUGGCACAAGCAAAAGGGUUUCCAAGCCAGCUGAAAGCAGAGGGUGGAAAGCAAAAGGUUUUAACUAGCAGCACUCAAAUAUUUACAAGAAACAAAACCAACAAACACAAAAGCUUAAAACUAAACUUAAACUUAAACUAAUUGUAUUUCGAAGCUACUCAUACUAUAUAUGGAAUUACAAAUUUUACGAACUAAAAUCGUUGGACCUGUCAGACAUUUGUGCCAAAAUCUCUUGGUGGUAGUGCCAACUUCCUUGGCUGCACCCUCUCUACUUGCACCUGUUCGUUGUUGCAUUUAACACUAGUAUCUGCACACCCACUACCACUCCCACUCCAACUCCCACACCCACACCCACAACCAAGACCACACAAUCCAAACAGAAACUACAUGCAGAAAACCACACUAACCCACCCACCCGGAAACCACUCUGAUACUCUAUAGGAAAAGCAAGUUAGGAGCAAACACCGAACAUUGAAGACAUUUUAACGAGAGAUUUCUAUGCUGCUAACCUAACCAUUUUACUGUUUUAUAUAAAUGUAUCAUUAAUUACGAUUACGAUCUAAUGGGUGUCGUGUUUUACGCCUAAUAACAACAAUUGUAAAAUAGAAUAAUAGCGUUACUCGACUUAAUCGACCCUCAAAGAACCCCGUUCGGUGGAAUUUUCUCUGCAUACGAGUUUAGAUGUAUCUAUGAUGUACAAAUCGGUGCGUUUGAUCGAUGUUAGUUGACCCUGAAGACAUGCAUUACGGUAGCCCUAAUCUUAGCGAAGCAGUUUUAAACUAAUCUAAUCUUAAUUAAACUAAACUAAACUACACUAAUUCACUGAUUACGGAUACUAAACUAAUGUUAAUUUAUUUAUAACCAUUACGGGAGUGUGCGAAUGAGUCUCGAAGUGAGCGAUUGCCGAUGGAUCCAAUCCAAACCGAUCAUCUUAUAUGAUCCGAUUCGAUCUGAUCCGAUCUGAUCUGAUCUGAUCUGAUGUAUUAUAGUUAGCGAUAACAUCGCCAGAUCCAAUUGUCAAUGCAUGUGGCCGAGUUUGUUAUCCAGUCUAUAUGAUAUAAUAUACCUACUUAUAUGCACACUUGCGUGGGCUAAUAUUGAUUUGGCAGACUCUUCUUGCGGUGUAAAUAUGAUUGAUGAUUCUCCCCCGAAUUCUGCUAGUUAAUGUAUAUUUAAAUAAGUUUUUGUAAUUUGUUGUUGUACAUUGAUUGCCAAAUCCCCGAUAUUGGUGCGCACACACGAACACACAAACACGAGCAUAUGCACAUGCAUAUGCAUAUGCAGACACACACACACACACACAGAAAGGUCUAAUUGCCUAAGGAAUUAGUGCAUAAUUCUAUGAAAUAUAUAGUUAUAUGUUAUAUACACACAUAUUCAUAAUAUUUAUUUGUUCUACUUCUUAACAUGAAAUGUUUAGGAAUUAAAUUUACAUUAUUAAUAAUGCUACAUCAAAUACUGCCCCCGACUUAAUGUUUGUUUAAUGUUUAUUUUUAACGCUGUUUUGUUAAACAAAAAUUUAAGAAAUUUAUCUAUAUAUGAUGUGAUAACUAUAGUAAAACUAAACACACACACACCCACACACGCCCACAAAACACACCCACACAUUACAAAUUGAAAUUAUGUUAAUUAAGCAGGAGAUUAGAGCGUUGAAGUUUUUUUAAAAAACAAUCGAGAGAAAUCUAUCAUUUGUGUGGUAUGCAAAAUGGUGCUAAAUCCAAAUAUACUUUAAAGUAUACCGAGUAGAACGAGAGGGAGUGGAAGGAGGAGGCCAGCCCUCCUUGAAUCGUAUCGUAUGUGCAAUAUGACUAGUUUUCGUUUAAGGUGCAGGAAGAUGGAUGAUGGAUGAUCAUCGAUGAAUGGUGAAUGAUGAACGAUGAAUGAUGUUGACCACGCAAAUGCCAACCACUUGAAAUACGCGAAUAAAAAACACGAGAACUAAACACACAAAGUAUAUGUAAAUACAAAGCGGUGCUAAGCCCCCCAAAUAAGCCGAAAUAAGUAGAGAUAUUCAAAGUCCUUUUAAUUGUCGCAAAAUGGGGAGAGACACCACCCGCAAAGAAAAUAAGUGUUAGCAUAUCACUAUGAAUAUAUAAAUAUAUAUACGUCUGAUAUAGCAGCAGAGCAGUUAGUUAAUGGUAACUUUUCGCUACGAUUUCUGUGUCUAUUUACAAUAAAUGUCAUAAAGCUUAUCAAAUUACCGAGCACACCACCCACACAAAAAUCACACACAGCCCCAUUUGAAAAACACUCUCAUAUUUAUUUUGGUGCCUUUUCGAACCAUUUUGAGUUCAGUAAUUGAUUGAUUUCGAUUUCGAUUUCGAUUUUGCCUUGACUUUGACUUUGUUUAACCAACUUUUAACAGCAUUUUUGCAGUCGAUCAGGAGUGGUUUGAACCCUUAAUUUUAAUGACGUGCUAGUUUCAAUGUAAACUUAGUUUAAUCUAAUUUUUGUAUUAAUAAUAAAUGCAAUACAAACUAUUUUUAGUUUUAUUUAUAAACAACAACAGUAGCGGCAGCAGCAACAACAGCAAAAUGUUGAAAACAAAAAACAAAAAUAGAAAAACGCAGAAAAAAAUGAAAUCAGUUUAAUUAAAGUUAAGCAAAUUGAAGCAAGCCCACGAAAUGCUUGCAGCAUUUGUUACAAUUUAUAUAUACACGUAUAAAUAUAUAUUACAAUAUUUUUUAAAACAAUUUUUAAUAAACAUUCUAUCUAUUAUGGCAGCCUUUCAAUGAAAACCAAUUGAAUUACUAAACAAGACAAACCUAAACCAUAUAAAAUCAUAAAACUAUAAAUGAAGAACAGGCAGAUGUACCAAUCUCACACAACUACACACACACACACACUCACAGACAGACAGACAGACACUCACGCACAUACACACACA